AUGGGCGUGAAGGAAGGAACGAUGAGGAGGAUCGCUGGUGACGGUUUAUCGGUCGAUCUCCAAUCGAACGAGCAGAUCCUCGAGAUCAAGGGUGACGGAUGCGACAUCACGAUGUCGAAGAAUCGUGGAAGCGUGAAAGUUAUCGGGGAUGGUUGCCGGUUGAGGAUCGUUCAGAACAUGGGUGACGUGGAGUACACGGGGGACGGUGGCCAGGUCCUUUUGGGCCCGAAAUCUAGCAAGGAUAAGAAAGUGAAAUACGUCGGGGAUGGUGGUAGGAUAAGAUUCGACGUGGAGUUGACGAUGAGGAACCGGAAGACUAGGAAGGAGGAGGGAGCGGGGAAGGACACGGUGGACGAGGAGAAGAAGAAGGGUGUCUUCUCUGAGAAGAAUGGCGAGAAGAGUCGGGAAGAGACGGAGAAUGAUUUGAACGGGAGAAAAGAAACGAAACAAAGUGGUUCCGGCAGGGAGGAGAAGAAGAGGGAAAAAUUGACCAGGAUCGUUACCACUUUCGAGUACGACGAGAAGAUCGUGAAGAAGUGGUUCGUGAAUCCGGAUAAGGUGACCAGGAAUUUGGGAGGUUCUUUCGUGAAAAUUGUGCCGAAAGAGACAAAGAAAACGAAGAUUUAGGUAGGAAAUAAGAAAGAAAAAUAAAAGGGAUAGAAAAUAAUUAGAAAUUUAGAUGAUAGCGUAUAUGUAUAUAAUUAUAAUAUUAGUCUCGUCUGAAAUGGUGAAAUAUCGAUUUUAAAAUGGUUAGAAGAUGAUUGGAGAGAAUGAAAAAUUGAAAAAAAUGGGAGGAAUAUUGCCUCGUAACUUAAGUCUGGCUUAAAGUUCCUAUCCGGGGAUAAUUAGAAACGAGGAAACAAUUUCUUAGAAUAAUUUAAUAGUGAACAUUUGAGCACGUGAGUCAAGUCGUCGAGGAAUAAUUUUUGAUUUCUUUGUAGGAGAAUUAUUAUUCUAAUAAUCGAGGAUAUUUGCUGUAUAAUCGCGUGAUAAAUAUUAUCGAUGCAAUAAUAAAAUUGUAUUGUUUUUCGUUCUUGAGAAAUUUUUCUAGGAAGGCAAAGAUAUACCUCUGAUGAUAAAUGAAAACGUAAAUAUAUACUUUUUAAAUUCUAAUUCUCCGAGUUCCUAAAUAUGAAUUUUGUUUGUUCAUAUUGUACUUAAGAAUCAUGUAAUUUAUUUAAUUGCGAAUAAUUAACAUUUAUUAACGUAAUUAAUCGCAAUUAUUCGCGAUAUUUUACUAUUUAUUUAUUUAUUUAUUAAAAACAUACGAAUAUCUAGCUAGAGAAUCCAUCGAUAUUCGUUACGAUAAACGACGAUAAAUGUAUAUGAAAUAUUUGUAAAUGAUUAGUCAAUGCAAUUAUUCAUCAGUAUUUCUUCUCUAUUUAUUGUUAUCACUGUCAUAGAAUAAGUGCAUAAAUGCGUUUCUCGGGCUCGAUAAUGAAUUGCAAAAUAUAUAUAUUUAUGCAUUAUUUCAAAUAAAUUGCGUAAACUUCUUAAAAAACAAAAAUGUUUAAUCUCUAUAAAUUCUCUCUAUUACCUUUGAAACUCUUCUUAAGUGUAAAUUUAUCCAUAAAUUAUGUAUAUUUAUGCAAAUAUCCGAGUCGAAACAAAUUUCUAUAUAUAUUCUUCAUUUUUUUAAUCGAACAACGUUUAAAAAAACGUUGAAAUUUGCAUUCUAAAUAUUUACGAUUUGCACGUAGAUAUUUAUUUGUCCCAAUAUCAAGAAUAAUAUUUUAUUGAUGCUCUGAAUAUUUCAUCUAGGGCACAACGAUGAAAAUGUUCCUCGAGUCACUCAAGGGAACGAUAUUAAACAGAUAAGAACAACGCUUCUCACGCGAGAUUUAAUCGACUUUUUAAUUAGUCCACGCUUCUAUUUCCAUAAAGAUCAUUACUAAUUAAAGUCGUUCUAAAAUUUACUUUCUUUGUAUUUUUAAUACUUUUUGAUUUAAUAUUUUUACUCUUAAAGAUGGAUAAAUUUAAUAUCUUUAUUGUUAAAUAACAUUUAAACAAAUAAAAAUAAAAAGAAAUAUCGAGAAGAGUUCGCAAUGCGGAGGAUCGCGUGAGAAUUUCGUGACUUUCACCGUUCGAUUUGCGCGCGAAAAUAAAAUUCGCGUGGGUGGGGAGAACGGAUGAUCGAUAGGCACCGCGUGUUUGCGGUAAAUCAUCGCAGAGCAUUCAAUAUUCGCGAGCUCGUGGAUUGGCACGGCUCGACCCCGCCGUGCAAUAACUGUCGAACAUCUGCCCGAGGUUUCUCUAUUCGAAAUGGGUUCGUUACGUUGUUACGGCGAAAUUACGAUUUGCACGCGAAUAUUUUUCGCGAUUCUAGAAUAAAUAAAUUUGUAUGUAAAUGUAUAUGAUUUAUCGAGGUAUUAAUGGUAAAUGAUCAAAGUUAUCAAUUCAUUUAUCGAAUCGAUAAAUUUUGUCAUUUUAACAAUUGGCGAUUCACUGGCUUAAUCGUUAUAGAUAUAGAUCUUCUGAUUCGAUAAUUCCUAACCUAACCUAAUUCGCUGACUUAUCAAUUUGAUUAGAUUAUUAAUGUAAUUCAUUUACUCAAGAUUCUUGCAUGAAUAAAUCUCUUAUAAUAAAAAAAUAAAUUGAAGAAUAAAUUGUAUCAUACAUUUUUUUUCUUGCUCAACAAUACGAUACAGGUUUUAUCUUACGAUAUAUAAAUAAAAUUUUAAAAAAAUUCGCUGUAGACGUAUCCUAUGGAAUCUAUUGCAUCAACCUAACCUAAUUCGCUGACAUAUUAAUUUGGUAGAUUGUUAAUUUAUUUAUUCAAGAUUCUUGCACGCUAUUAUAAUAAAGGAACAAAUAAAUUGAACAAUAAAUUG
Messenger RNA from Apis cerana (Asiatic honeybee), 2831 nucleotides. RefSeq lists its product as uncharacterized. Lineage: Eukaryota; Metazoa; Arthropoda; Insecta; Hymenoptera; Apidae. The record is from RefSeq and is a predicted model, not a curated record.